AUGGUCAAGAUCAGUGAAUUUGCUGUGGAGGGGUGGAUGGACCGCUACGAGAACGACGCAAAAUACAACCUGGCAGAGACGUGCUGUGCCUCCAUCUCCUUCAACGACCUGCUCUCCUUCUCCGACAACCCCAAUCCCUCCAUUUUCGAUUUUUCCCAGAAACAAACCUACGGCGCUAUUCGCGGAACCUCCGGCUUGCGAUCCAAGAUCGCCAAGCGAUAUGCUUCGGAAACAUUCCAGCCGAUCUCGGAAGAUCAGGUCCUCGUAACGAACGGGGCGAUCCAGGCGAACUUCCUGGCUCUGUAUACGAACGUCGGGCCGGGCGACCAUGUGAUCUGCCAUUACCCGACGUAUCAGCAGCUGUAUUCCGUGCCCGAGUCCUUCGGAGCGGAGGUGAGUCUGUGGAAGGCGCGUGAGGAUCAAGGGUGGGACGUAGAUCUGAACGAGCUGAGGGGGUUGAUCAAGGAGAACACAAAGGUCAUCAUUAUCAACAAUCCACAAAACCCAACCGGAGCAGUCAUGAAGCGCGAGAAGUUGCAGGAGAUUGUCAACAUCGCUGGAGAGCAUGAUAUAAUCAUUCACAGCGAUGAGGUCUACCGGCCUCUCUUCCACGGAAUUCAUCCGGACAGCCCGGAGUAUCCUCCUUCAAUCUUGUCCUUCGGUUAUGAGAAGACCAUUUCCACCGGGUCGAUGUCUAAGGCGUAUAGCUUGGCAGGGAUCCGACUAGGGUGGAUUGCGUCCUGCAGCCGGGACAUCGUUGAAGCGUGCGCAUCGAACCGCCACUACACCACGAUCUCGGUCAGCCAAGUGGACGACGCCGUGGCAUCCUAUGCCCUGUCAACCCCGGUUGUGGAUAGGCUGCUUCAGCGGAACCUCUCCAUGGCUCGGGCGAAUGUGGAUACCCUCGAGGCCUUUGUGAAGGAAUUCGAAGGUGUGGUCGAGUGGGUGCGACCCCAGGCUGGAACCACUGCAUUUCUGAAAUUCGUUGACAAGCAAGGCCGACCUGUUGACGAUACGGCGUUCUGUCAACAGCUCCUUGACAAAACCGGAGCUAUGCUUGUUCCGGGAAGUGAGUGUUUUGGAGAAGGAUCCGCCUUCAAAGGAUACGUUCGGUUGGGCUAUGUUCAAGAAACUCAGGUUUUGGCGGAUGGCCUCCAAGCACUCAGGAAGUUUAUGCGAGAUGGAUAUGAAAGGGUUCCUGUUGCCAGUCAGUGACUUGAUGUUGGGGAGAGUGAAAGAUUUGCAUACGACUGAUGUAC
Molecule: messenger RNA, 1259 nt
Organism: Aspergillus steynii IBT 23096
Lineage: Eukaryota; Fungi; Ascomycota; Eurotiomycetes; Eurotiales; Aspergillaceae
Product: putative aminotransferase
Exons: 3
Coding region: 1-1215 (404 amino acids)
Biological process (GO): biosynthetic process
Molecular function (GO): pyridoxal phosphate binding; catalytic activity
Source: RefSeq, a predicted model, not a curated record